AUGUUCAUUAAAUUGCGGCCUGCCGGCUCGCAGGUCAUCCAGGCGACCUGGAUCCUACACUGCAUCGCACACGAUUUCAUUGUGCCAGUUGGAGACUACAUUCUUGAUGAAAAUUUCCGUCUGAAAGGGUACUGCGAACUUUCGACCAACCUUCCUGUGGGUACCACAGACACUUCUCAGACACACUCCUCUAUCACGCUGGCGCCUGCAUCGCCUGCUCAACACAAGCGAAAACGCACUUCUCCUGCUUAUUUAGUCGACAACUCUGCGUCUUCGCGAAAGAAAACAGCUGUCUUGCCAUCUAACGACAUUGCUGCGGACGACAGCGGCAUCUUCAUCGAUGACAUACCAAACCCGAAACCGUCCGCUCGACCAGAACGAAGGCCAGACCCUCCUCUAGCAGCCGAAGUUCCUGUUCCCCCGGCCAACAACAGAUCUUGCGCUCCUACCCCGAUGUCUCUCCAGCCGACCGGACCCAACGGAACGCCCCACAUAGACCUUUCUAAGCUCAGACCUUUAUCCCAUGCGCACUUCGCUCGCUCUCACGUAGACCUGCGGCUCCGAAAAGCAAGCAGGAAGGUCCCGAGCGUCUCUCCGUUCGUCGUCGAAUGCGGCUCUGCUCGCUCCAACGCGGGCAAUCGCUUCAUUGAUGAUGCUGCUGCGGGCGCUUCGAGGCGCUCGCCUACGGUGAAACUGGAGGACGAUACCUCGGACGCGGGUUUGGUGGUACCGCCUCCUUCGUCCAGCGCUGCUCGCGCUAGAGCUAUUGCUACUCCUAACGGGUCUAAUGGCGAUCGGAAGCUCGUUGCUGCUGCUGCUACUGCUUCAGCAGAAAAAGAUGCACUGGUUCUCAGGGCUGACGAUCUCUUACGCAUCCGUAACGGGCUCGGGAUAAACCUUGGCGGACCGAACAGCCGAGUUAGCACUGGCGCUCUCCGUGCCAUCUCGCAGACUUGGAACGCGUCGCGUCAGCCCGGCGUACCACGACCGACGACCAUCACUCUAGGCGACGAACACGAAGGGAAGCGCUUCGAGAAAAGGCUUCAACGUGUGCAGGUACCGAAGGGCGUUAAACUCGAGAACGAGUGA
This is a messenger RNA of Coniophora puteana RWD-64-598 SS2, 1089 nucleotides long. RefSeq lists its product as uncharacterized. NCBI's taxonomy places the organism in Eukaryota, Fungi, Basidiomycota, Agaricomycetes, Boletales, Coniophoraceae. The record is from RefSeq and is a predicted model, not a curated record. Bases 1 to 1089 code for a protein of 362 amino acids. The transcript is spliced from 2 exons.